AUGGCACCUCUACCGAUAAUCAAUCUCGAACCGAGCGAGGUGAAGGAGAUCUUCUGGACGAAGGUGAAGGAACCGCAGUCACAGCGGAAGCUGAUCCUCGUGAUCGUCUCCAUCGCACUGCUGCUAGACAACAUGCUCUACAUGGUGAUCGUGCCGAUCAUUCCAGACUACCUGCGGUACAUCGGCACAUGGGGUCCGGAGGAACCGUACAAUGCAAGUGCACCGACAACCGCGUUCACGCCUCACCAACACGCUCAGGGUCAGGACUCGGCCACCGGUAUCCUGUUCGCGUCCAAAGCCAUCGUACAGCUGAUGGUGAACCCCUUCUCAGGAGCGCUGAUCGAUCGCAUUGGCUACGAUCUGCCGAUGAUGGUGGGGCUGAUCAUCAUGUUCCUGUCGACGAUGGUGUUCGCGUGUGGUCGCAGCUACAGCAUGCUAUUCUUCGCCCGCUCGCUACAGGGUGUUGGGUCAGCUUUUGCGGACACUUCCGGUUUGGCAAUGAUCGCCGAUCGGUUCACGGAGGAAGCUGAACGCUCGAAGGCACUCGGUAUCGCACUGGCGUUUAUCAGCUUCGGUUGCCUAGUGGCGCCCCCAUUCGGUGGAGCGUUGUACCAGUUCGCUGGUAAGGAAGUCCCGUUCGUCAUCCUGGCACUGAUCUCGCUCAUGGACGGGUUCAUGCUGCUGCUGGUGAUGAAACCGAUCAAGGAACAGCUGGCCGAUCGACAGGAAGUUAAGCCACCAUCCGUGCCGAUCUGGCGACUUCUGAUAGAUCCGUACAUUGCCGUCUGUGCUGGGGCGCUGAUGAUGUCUAACGUGGCGCUAGCAUUCCUCGAACCCACCAUCUCGAUGUGGAUGGAGGACAACCUGACGACAGACAACUGGAAGAUUGGCAUGGUCUGGUUACCAGCGUUCUUCCCGCACGUGUUUGGCGUGAUCAUCACCGUCAAGAUGGCACGUCAGUACCCCGAGAAGCAGUGGUUGAUGGCUGCCGCAGGACUUGCGCUCGAAGGUCUCUGCUGCUUUAUCAUCCCGUUCAGCUCGUCUUACAUCAUGCUGAUGAUCCCGAUCUGUGGUAUCUGUUUCGGCAUCGCGCUCAUCGAUACGGCGCUGCUGCCUACGCUAGGAUAUCUUGUCGACAUUCGGUACGUGUCGGUGUACGGCAGCAUCUACGCCAUUGCCGACAUCUCGUACUCACUGGCGUACGCGGUUGGGCCCAUCAUUGCUGGUGGAGUCGUCGAGGCGAUCGGAUUCACGGCACUCAACUUCCUGAUCGCGUUCGCGAACCUCCUGUACGUGCCGGUCAUGUCGUAUCUUCGCAACAUCUACGACUUUAAGCACUUCGAGAACGAGGCGAAUGUGUUGAUGGGCGACCCACCGACCAAGGAGUAUCAAACGUACACUAUGCACGAUCAGCAGAUGGUUGGUGAGGAGUACAAGAACCAUCUCGAGUAUGGCCGCCAAACGGACGAGGGCAGCUAUCAGCAAGAGACCAACAUCGACCAGGGCUACUCUCAGAAUGGUAGCUAUCAGCAGCAGCAGCAGCAACAGGGCGGAUACCAGAACUACCAGCCAGGAUAUCAGGAACAGGGAGGCAGCGUUUAUCAACAGCAGCAGCAGCAGCAACAGCAAGCUCCACGCCAUCUGCCUCCGCAACCUCAGCAGGUUGCUAAUCCUUUCCGUCAUGGGGAAUCGUCAGGCCAGCAACAGCAGCAGCAACAACAGGCGCCAUCCCAGCCAAGGAUUUCGAAUCCGUUCCGGCAAGGCUUCUAA
Molecule: messenger RNA, 1770 nt
Organism: Anopheles nili
Lineage: Eukaryota; Metazoa; Arthropoda; Insecta; Diptera; Culicidae
Gene: VAChT
Product: vesicular acetylcholine transporter
Exons: 1
Coding region: 1-1770 (589 amino acids)
Biological process (GO): chemical synaptic transmission; transmembrane transport; xenobiotic transport
Cellular component (GO): terminal bouton; membrane; AP-2 adaptor complex
Molecular function (GO): xenobiotic transmembrane transporter activity; acetylcholine transmembrane transporter activity
Source: RefSeq, a predicted model, not a curated record